AUGAAAAGAAAUUUAACUGAGAAUCCACCAACUAUAAAUCUAAUAAAUUCAGAAGGACAAUAUGAUAAUCAAGAUUUUGAAGAAAAUCAUAUUUUACCAGAUAGAUCAACAACACCUAUAAAUCCUUUUGAAGAAUCAUCAAAUCAUAAUGUACAUUAUUCUCCACAACAACUGAGUUCUGAUUCAGAUUCAUAUUAUAACAGACAGAGAUUAGAAUCUCAAAGUAAUAAUCAAACACUAAGCCAUAGCAGUUCAUUCGUAUUCAAUGAUCAAAAUCGAAGUCAAUAUGUACCAUCAACUCAAGAUUCACAAUCUAUGUACUCACAUUCACCAGUAAUGCCAACAAAUCAUUCGUUUCAACCACUAAUACAAAAUGAUUAUAAUAGAGUUAACAAUCCAAUAUAUUCACCAUCAUUAAAUCAGCAUCAUCAACAACAAGGUAAAUUUUUAAAACUAUCACAACCACAUGAUUUUGCAUCAUCAUCAUCAUCAUCAACAAUCCCACCAUUUGAUAGAUAUCCAAAACAAUUUUAUAUUAAUUCAUCAAAUCAACAAUCAACAUCAAGUUUAUUAAAUCAUGAAAAUAAUUCUUUUAAUUCAAAUUCUUCUCCACAAAAUACUUCCAUAUUGAAUAAUUAUGAAGAUUUUUCACCUUUUGGUGGGUAUCCAGAAUCACAAUUUCCUUUAAGUAUAGAUGAAAAAGAACCUGAUGAUUAUUUACAUAAUCCUGAUCCAGUUUUAGAUUCUGAAUAUAAUAAAAAUAGAUUUAUUCAUGACCUCAAAAAUAUGGAUAGUAGAUCAUUUAGUGGAUUAUUAGCUUUUAUUGCAUUAUCCAUAACAGCAAUGUGUGUAUUUAUAUUAUUACCAGUUUUAACAUUUACUGGAAUGUCAAAUACUACUGGACCUCCACAAACAUAUGAAGUAUUAACUGAUUAUUCAUAUCCUAUGUUAAGUGCAAUAAGACAAGAUUUAGUUGAUCCAGAUACUCCUGUAAGUGCACUUACAAAUAUUGGUCAAGAUGGUAAAACUUGGAAAUUAGUAUUUAGUGAUGAGUUUAAUGCUGAAGGUAGAACUUUUUAUGAUGGUGAUGAUCAAUUUUUCACAGCUCCUGAUUUUCAUUAUGCUGCUACACAAGAUUUAGAAUGGUAUGAUCCUGAUGCUGUAACUACUGCUAAUGGUACUUUAGUUUUACAAUUGGAUACUUUUCAAAAUCAUGGAUUAUAUUAUAGAUCUGGGAUGGUUCAAAGUUGGAAUAAAAUGUGUUUUACUCAAGGUAAAUUAGAAUUUUCGGCAAUGUUACCUGGUUAUGGAAAUAUUUCUGGUUUAUGGCCUGGUUUAUGGUCAAUGGGAAAUUUAGGUCGUCCUGGAUAUUUAGCAUCAACGGAGGGAGUUUGGCCAUAUACUUAUGAUACUUGUGAUGCAGGUAUUACACCAAAUCAAUCAUCUCCUGAUGGAAUCUCGUAUUUACCAGGUCAAAGAUUAAAUUCAUGUACUUGUCCAGGAGAGUCACAUCCAAACCCUGGUGUUGGUAGAGGAGCACCAGAAAUUGAUGCAUUAGAAGGUGAAAUUCAUGGAGUAGUUGGUAGAGUAUCACAAUCAUUACAAAUUGCCCCAUAUGAUAUUUGGUAUAUGCCAGAUUAUAAUUUUAUUGAAAUUUAUAAUGCAUCAGUCACUUUAAUGAAUACUUAUGCAGGUGGACCUUUUCAACAAGCUGUUUCUGGAGUAACUAUGUUAAAUCAAACAUGGUAUCAAUUUGGAGAUGUUGAACAUAAUUUUCAAAAAUUCGGUUACGAAUAUUUAAAUAAUGAUGACACUGGAUAUAUAACUUGGUUUGUUGGUGAUAAUCCAACUUUUACAAUGAAAUCUCAAACAUUACAUCCUAAUGGUAAUAUAGGAUGGAGACAAAUUCCCAAAGAACCAAUAAGUAUAAUUAUGAAUUUAGGUAUAUCAAACAGUUGGGCAUAUAUUGAUUGGCCAUCAUUAGUAUUUCCAAGUACUAUGAGAGUAGAUUAUGUUCGAGUUUAUCAACCUGAAGAUGAAAUAAAUAUGAGUUGUGAUCCUGAUAAUUUUCCCACAGCUAAUUAUAUUGAACAACAUAAAAAUAUUUAUUAUAAUAUGAAUUUAACAACUUUUGAAAUGGGUGGUUAUACUUUUCCAAAAAAUAAAUUAACUGGGUGUAAGUAG
This is a messenger RNA of Lodderomyces jiufengensis, 2184 nucleotides long. Its product is annotated as SKN1/KRE6 family beta-glucan synthesis-associated protein. Gene Ontology annotation, biological process: fungal-type cell wall organization; (1->6)-beta-D-glucan biosynthetic process. Bases 1 to 2184 code for a protein of 727 amino acids. The record is from RefSeq and is a predicted model, not a curated record. NCBI's taxonomy places the organism in Eukaryota, Fungi, Ascomycota, Pichiomycetes, Serinales, Debaryomycetaceae. Gene Ontology annotation, cellular component: plasma membrane; endoplasmic reticulum membrane. The transcript has a single exon. Gene Ontology annotation, molecular function: glucosidase activity.